Verticillium dahliae VdLs.17 is the source of this 1842-nucleotide messenger RNA. Its product is annotated as glucose oxidase. Gene Ontology annotation, biological process: secondary metabolite biosynthetic process. The transcript is spliced from 4 exons. The record is from RefSeq and is a predicted model, not a curated record. Lineage: Eukaryota; Fungi; Ascomycota; Sordariomycetes; Glomerellales; Plectosphaerellaceae. Gene Ontology annotation, molecular function: oxidoreductase activity, acting on CH-OH group of donors; flavin adenine dinucleotide binding. Bases 1 to 1842 code for a protein of 613 amino acids.
AUGCCCUCCAUCAAGGCGGUCAUCCUCGCCUGCCUGGCCGCGGCCUCGCAACUGGCCUCAUCAUGGCCGACAGCAAGCAUGGACGGCAUCAACAUCCUGUCGCGCCAGAACCAGGUCCAGAAUGAGUACGACUACAUCAUCGUCGGCGGCGGCACGUCAGGCCUGACUGUCGGCAAUCGCCUGACUGAGAAUAACAGUGGCGUCUCUGUCCUCGUUGUCGAGUAUGGCUACUAUGACAACCAGUCGGGGAUGAACCCCCGCCGUAUGUUCAACCUCACGUCCCGGCCGCAGCAGAACCUGAACGGCCGGUCGUUUUCCGUGGGUAUUGGCUGCGUCGUGGGCGGCAGUUCCAACGUCAACGGACAAGUAUUCCUGCGCGGGACGUCCGAAGAGUACAACGCCUGGGCCGAGCUUGGUGGACCAGGCUCGACCUGGAACUGGGAGGGCUUGCUGCCGUAUUUCAGAAAGGUAAGAAACACAGCAGAGGAAGGACAAAGAAAUGCUGACGCAAUGCAGGGCAUCACCCUUACUGGUCCUAACCCGCAGCACGCGCAAGAGUUCAACAUCAAGUGGGACAUGCAGUACUGGGGCACAACCUCCAAGAUUUACGCAACCUUUGGUCGCGAUGCUCCGACACAGCUCAUGAAGGUCCUCUACAAUGCCAUGGCUGCCAUGCCGGGCAUGACCGUCCCCGUCGACAGCGGCGCCGGGCAGGCGGGCCUCUACUGGUAUCCCAUGUCCAUGGAUCCUACCAACUUUCAGCGAUCGUACUCCCGCACAGGUCACUGGCACGGUAUCAGCAGGCCCAACUACCAGAUGGUUGUCGGUGCCAAGGUCAACCGCAUCCUCUGGGGCGCUGACAACACGGCGACGGGGAUCCAGUUUGUCAGCCGCAACCAAACGGGCGGACCGGCGACGCAGGUGCGCGCGCGCCGUGAGGUCCUGCUGGCGGCCGGUACGGUGCACACACCGCAGGUGCUGAUGCUCAGCGGCGUCGGACCCCAGGCAUUGCUCCAGCAGGCCCGGAUUCCCGUGCGCGUUGACCUGCCAGGCGUUGGCAGCAACUUCCAGGACCACAGCUACAUUCCCAGCAUCGCGUAUCAGUGGGGCACGACGCCCGGAGGCGGCGGCGGAUUCCCGGGGUUCCCGACGCAGGGCGGUGCGCCGGCGCUCGCGGCCAUGAUCGGUCUGCCGGUGGUCAGUCCGCAGCGGUACCAGCAGCUCGCAACGCGAUACGAGAGCCAGAACCCCACGAGCCACCUGCCGUCAAGCUACACGGCGGAGCAGAUUGCAGGGUACCGGAAGCAGCAGGAGAUUUACGCGCGACUGAUGCGUUCGACCAACGUUGUGUUCCUUGAGAUGAUGAUGUUCGGACCUGGCGGCAGUGUACAGAACCUGCACCCGCACUCGCGCGGGACAAUCCUCAUCAACCCAUCCAACCCAGAGGGAGACAUGAUCAUCGACUACCGGGCGGCGACCAACGACGUGGACCUCGAGGUCAUGAUCGAGACAAUCAAGUUCAUGCGGCGGUACAUGACGACGGGCCAGCUGGCUCAGUACAACGCCAGAGAGACGUCGCCGGGCACGGGGGUCAGCAGCGACCAGCAGCUGAUCCAGUGGGCCAGGGGCCAGGUCAUCCCGUCGGUGUAUCACCCGGUGGGUACGUGCUCGAAGCAGCCGAGGGAGCACGGCGGUGUCGUCGACGAGAACCUCAGGGUGCACGGCACAAAGAACCUGAGGGUGAUUGAUGGGUCCAUCAUGCCGACGAUUGUGGGCGCGACGACAUCGAUGGCCGUGUAUGCCAUUGCUGAGAAGGCCGCCGAUUUGAUCAAGACGACCUGA